AUGGCCGACCAAUCGCGGCGCAAAAAGAAAACGAAAAAGAAGGGGACCACGGAGAUGAUGGCCGACCUGAUGGCCCCAUUAAUGUCACGGAAGGCACCGAAAAAGAAGAAGGAAAGGACACAGCUCGAUUCGACUGAUGAGAUCAAGAUCGAGAAGUCCAUUCGGAAGAAGAAGAAGAAGUCGCCAAGUGUCGAUAAGACGCGGACACGACAAGAAGAAGACGCUCCCGACGUGCUGCCCGCUGAAUGGAGGAAAGCCAGCCUGGACGCGGGCGUGGAGCGCGAGAUCGACUCGUUCGUCAACCACUACGUCCAGAUGGGUGUCCAGGGCCUGCGCGGCGAGUUCAUCAGCUGCAAGCCCUACGUGCCGUCCUGCUUCGAGUAUCCGACCUUUACCGCGUCGCGGGAGAAGAAUAGAUACGAAGACGUGGUGUGCCUGGAGUCGACGCGCGUCCACCUCACCCUACAGUCACCACCCGAAUGCGAGUACAUCCACGCGAACACGGUGAAACUGGAUGGGCAAGACAAAACGUUUAUUGCAUGCCAGGGCCCUCUCGAGCAGACGAUCGGCGACCACUGGCGUAUGGUACAUCAGGAGGGCGUCACCGUCAUCGCCGCCCUCUGCCAGUUCAUCGAGGCGGGGAAGCACAAGUGCGCGCAGUAUUGGCCGAUGAAGAUCAACGAGUUCACGACGUACGGCCGGAUGGCCGUCAGCACCAAGAAGGUUGUCCAGGACAAGCUCGGCUUCGACGUGUACACCGUGGAGGCGUUGCCGGAUGGGUGCUCCAACUCGCAGAUUGUCAAGCUGAUCCACAUGACGACGUGGCCGGACCGUGGUGUUCCCGAUCGGCCAGCCGUCCUCCUCGGCCUCCUCAAACUCAUCCACUUUAAUGCCCAAGGCACAAUCGUGGUGCACUGCUCGGCGGGGAUCGGCCGAACGGGGACGGUCAUCGCCGUCGACUGCAUCGUGUCGAGGCUGUUGAAGGGACAAGCAGCAAGGCUGCUCGACGUGUUCAAAGAGUUGCGGAACGCGCGUGCCUCCUCCAUCCAGACCGAGUCGCAGUACAUCUUCAUCAUCCAGGUCGUCUUCGAGUUCAUCCUGCAGCGCACUGGCGACAAGUACGCGGAGUUCAUCAAAAACUUCAACCGGGACGCCAGCAGGAUU
Messenger RNA from Mesorhabditis spiculigera, 1164 nucleotides. The record is from the annotation of a GenBank genome assembly. Lineage: Eukaryota; Metazoa; Nematoda; Chromadorea; Rhabditida; Rhabditidae.